Thelazia callipaeda (thelaziosis nematode) is the source of this 207-nucleotide messenger RNA. Lineage: Eukaryota; Metazoa; Nematoda; Chromadorea; Rhabditida; Thelaziidae. The record is from the annotation of a GenBank genome assembly.
AUGGAGCUUGGGCGUGGCGCAGCAAUGAUUAUUGAAUCGCUUAAUUUGUUUUAUCACUUAAGCUGCUUUCGAUGUUACGUCUGUAAGAUGGCGCUAGGGAACGGGACCCGGGGCACUGAUGUCCGAGUACGAGACUCUAAACUUCACUGUCAAAGUUGUUAUAGUACUGAAGAAUCUGGUCUGAAGUUCAGUGUAAACAAAAUUUGA